UUUGACUCUCCUGCUCACAUUCGUCCAACUUAGCAUUAAAUUAUCCCCACUAAAGCAUUUAUUUCCCUUGGAGCCCCCAUCUACCUUCCAUCUGCCCAAAGAUUAUUAUAUUAAUAUUGUGUAGACACACACACAUGUUUUGGUGUAAAUCAUCAGUUGAUUAUUUUAUUUUUGAUUAUGGAUCUGUCAUCCACAUAGAAUCCUGUUUUGACAGUUCUUGGAAAACAAGGCAACUCAGAGACCCAUGCCCGCAAAUCCACUUUGUCUCCUAUCUUAUUAGCCAAGAAAUGAAUUCAUAGCUAUCUCUCACUGGUAUGUACUCUCACCCUUCUCCUUCUAUGCUCCAUUAAUGGCUUCCAUCAGUUGUUUCUGCAAUUGGGUCUCAGUUCAUGGCAUGAAACUUGCCCAUAUUCUGUUGAUUCUCUUCUUUUUGUCAUAAAUUCUUGUGGGUCUUUUCAAUUUGGUGUUUCUGGUCACUUUCAUGGACUUUGUGGGCUAAAUGCUGAGUGCCCAUGAAUUGUCAUUGGUAAUUGCUUUAUUUUCUUGUGUUAUUUGAACUGGGUCUUUGUUAUAUUUAUGGUGCUUUCAUUGACCUUUUGGGUGUGUCAAAAAGAUUUAGUAUUUGCAAUACCUGUGGUGGUCCAUCUUUACGUCGCGUUUUAUGCUGUCUCGUUUUCCAACUUCAACUUUUUGGUGCUAAGUUUUGUUAUGGAUUCAAUUGUUGAAUGACAUAGUUUGAAAUUGGUUAGUUCACAUUUAAAUAGUUAAAAAGGGCUGUUUUCUUUCACAUUUAAAUAGUUAAAAAGGGCUGUUUUCUUUCACAUUCAUCUUUCCAUAGCUCCUCUUACUUUUCAAAUCAUCCUCUUGUUCAUUUGAUUACUGAGUUCUGGCCUUGUUUGUGACCUUUGGUAUAGCUAAAUUCAGCUAAAUUUUACUUCUUGGUGAGAGAGAUCAUGGAAACUUUGGGCUUCUCUCAUUUUGUGGCCCUGUGUUUGUUUAUUCUCCUUCUGUCUGAAACUUCUAUGGCUAGUGUUCAAAACAUUGGCGAAAUGAGUACGGGGUUUCAAGGUUCUCAAAUGACUUGGAUAGAUAAUGAUGGAAAGUUUCUUGUAUCCAACAACUCCAAUUUUGCUUUCGGUUUCGCCACUACCCAAGAUGUCACUUUGUUUCUGCUUGAAAUAAUCCAUGAGCCCAGUUCUAGAGCAGUCUGGUGUGCAAAUAGAACCUUCCCAGUUGGAAACUCGGAUAACUUCGUGUUUGAUGACAACGGGAAUGCUUACUUGAAAAGUGGUGGAGACAUAAUUUGGUCUACCAAUACUGCUGGCAAAGGAGUUUCUGCGAUGGAGUUGCAGAAUUCGGGAAAUCUGGUUUUGCGUGGGAAUGACAAUAGCAUUAUUUGGCAGAGUUUUAGCCAUCCCACAGACACCCUUUUGCCAAACCAGGACUUCGUUAAAGGAAUGAAACUUGAAAGCAAUCUAAGCUCCAAUAACUUGAGCUAUUUUCUUGAAAUCAAGUCCAGUGAUAUGCUUCUUUAUGCGGGUUUCCAAACUCCACAACCUUACUGGUCUAUGGGAAAGGAGUCCCGAAAAAUCAUUAAUCAAGAUGGAGGGGAGUUAACUUCGGCUUCUCUUAUUAAUGGUUCAUGGAGGUUUUAUGAUCAGAACAAGGUGCUAUUGUCGCAAAUUGUUGUCUCAGAUAAUACUAAUACAAGUGACACUUGGGCUGCAGUUCUAGGAAAUGAUGGAUUAAUCUCUUUCUACAAUCUUCAAAAUGGAGGUUUGGAUGCUUCCCAAACAAUACCGAAGGACGCAUGCAGCACGCCUGAACCUUGUGGUGCGUAUUCUGUUUGUUCUCCUGGCAUAAAGUGCCAGUGCCCUCUAAAUCUUCCCUCUAGCUCAAAUUGUAACCCGGGAAUUGUCUCUCCAUGCAAUGGCUCAAAGGGUUCAAUGCAGCUAGUAAAUGCCGGUGAUGGGCUUAACUAUUUCGCUCUCGAGUUCAUUCCACCCUCUGCUCAAACUGAUUUAAGUAGUUGCAAAGCCGCUUGCGAUGGUAACUGCUCCUGCCUUGCUUUGUUCUAUCAGAACAGUUCAAGGAACUGUUAUAUGUUUGACAGGAUAGGUAGCUUGCAGAGCUCCACUGAUGGCGGCGGUUUUAUUUCAUUUGUUAAGGUUUUGAGUACUGGAGGUGAUGGGCAAAACACUGGAGGUGGAAACAGCAAGAAACAGUCCCCGUUUGUCAUCAUCAUCAUAGCUAUCUCCACGGUGUUCGUCAUUUUUGGUUUGAUUUAUGCAGGAGUUCGCUACUAUCGGAGGAAGAGGAGAGCACCAGAGUCUCCUAAAGAGUCUUCGGAAGAGGAUAAUUUCCUAGAGGGUUUAUCUGGUAUGCCAAUACGUUUCACUUACAGAGAUCUUCUUACUGCAACCAAUAAUUUCUCUGUGAAGCUUGGGCAAGGGGGUUUUGGCUCAGUUUAUCAAGGGGUUCUCCCGGAUGGAACUCGAGUGGCUGUGAAGAAAUUGGAAGGCAUUGGUCAGGGAAAGAAAGAAUUUCGAGCUGAAGUUAGCAUCAUUGGCAGCAUCCACCAUAUACACUUGGUCAGGCUUAAAGGCUUUUGUGCUGAAGGAACGCACCGGCUUCUUGCUUACGAGUACAUGGCAAACAAUUCUUUAGAUAAAUGGAUCUUCAAGAAGAACAAUGAAGAUUUCAUGCUGGAUUGGGAAACAAGAUUCAACAUAGCAUUGGGUACGGCUAAAGGAUUGGCAUAUCUCCAUGAGGAUUGUGAUGUGAAGAUUGUGCAUUGUGACAUAAAACCUGAAAAUGUACUGCUUGAUGAUAAAUACAUCGCCAAAGUCUCAGAUUUUGGUCUUGCAAAGCUAAUGACCCGCGAGCAGAGCCACGUGUUCACGACACUAAGGGGCACCAGAGGAUACCUUGCACCGGAAUGGAUCACGAGCUAUGCCAUAUCAGAGAAGAGCGAUGUUUAUAGUUAUGGCAUGGUCCUUCUUGAGAUCAUUGCAGGAAGAAAAAGCUACGAGCCCACAGAAAGUUCAGAGAAAUCCCAUUUCCCAUCCUAUGCUUAUAAGAUGCUGGAAGAAGGGAAAUUGAGAGACAUUCUUGAUUCGAAGCUGAAGAUAGAUGAAAAGGACGAGAGGGUUUCUAUUGCAGUUAAAGUCGCUUUGUGGUGUAUACAGGAUGAUAUGUACCUAAGACCGCCAAUGACAAGAGUUGUACAAAUGCUUGAAGGUAUCUGUGCUGUUCCUACGCCACCAACUUCUUCACAAAUGGGCUCGCGCCUUUAUUCCAAUUUCUUUAAAUCAAUAAGCGGGGAGGGCACUUCAUCCGGGCCAUCAGACUGCAACAGUGAUGCUUAUCUUUCUGCUGUGCGCCUUUCAGGGCCGAGAUAACGGUUGUUGAAGAACGAAGGUGGAAGGCUUUUCACUCAAAAUUAGGGCUAAUUUGGGCUUUUGUGGAUGAGACACUCACGUACACUGCGAUUUUCGUGCUUCGUAUGCCUGUAUAUUUGUUAGAUCAGUCAAAUUUUGUCAUACUAGCUAUUACAUUGCCUGCUCUAUACUGUAAAUGAAAAAUACUAGCUGGAAUGAAAUAAAAGCAUUAUCA
This is a messenger RNA of Cornus florida, 3615 nucleotides long. Its product is annotated as G-type lectin S-receptor-like serine/threonine-protein kinase SD2-5. The record is from RefSeq and is a predicted model, not a curated record. The coding region runs from base 954 to 3401 and encodes 815 amino acids. The transcript is spliced from 2 exons. Gene Ontology annotation, biological process: protein phosphorylation. Gene Ontology annotation, molecular function: protein serine/threonine kinase activity; ATP binding. NCBI's taxonomy places the organism in Eukaryota, Viridiplantae, Streptophyta, Magnoliopsida, Cornales, Cornaceae.